AUGGAGGAUGAGGAAUUCGGCGAAAAAGUGCUUAAAUCUUUACAAGGCCUUAUUCCAUCCACAUCUCUGUCGUAUUACAGGGGAAAGACGUAUACACUGCAUGCAACUCGCAUGCAAGUCUCGAAGAACAUUUCGUGUAGCAGAGAAGACACGGUUAAACCUUCGGUUUCUGAAAAGGUUUACUUCAACUGCAGUUUCCACAUUUCAGACAUGCGGAUGGAUGCUAUUACGAGUCAACUUGGGAGGUACAAGCGAACGACUUCAAAUAUUGUACUCAAGGAUAUUGAUGGUUUAGUUGUUGUUUCUGCGUUGGACGAUAUUGUCAGAUCGGAACGGAUCCACCUUCAUAGUGCCAUUACUGACUAUGAGAUUGCCAACAUCAUGCCACAGAUACAUGAGGGCCUUGGUAUCUCUAUAUCUAUGCGGAAGCGGCUGUUUGAGCAUUCGUUAAAUUCUCACGAAUACAAGGAUCUUCAGUACUUGCAGUCAACUGUGUAUUUUGACUAG
Molecule: messenger RNA, 507 nt
Organism: Dibothriocephalus latus
Lineage: Eukaryota; Metazoa; Platyhelminthes; Cestoda; Diphyllobothriidea; Diphyllobothriidae
Source: the annotation of a GenBank genome assembly